AUGCGAGGUAACUGCAACUCCUUACGACCAAAUUACCUCGGCGAUGUGGAAGCACAUAUGACUGUCCCAGAAAUAAUUAAUCGAUGGGGAUAUCCGGUGGAAACGCAUACAGUAACGACAGAGGACGGUUAUAUUCUUGUUAUGCAUCGAAUACCUCAUGGUCAAAAAGAAAGUCGUAACAGCAGUGUUUCGAAACCCAUAAUUUUUCUUCAACAUGGACUGCUCUGUACAAGUUCGGUAUGGAUUAUGAAUCAACCUCAUCAGUCAGCAGCAUUUAUUUUUGCUGAUCUCGGGUUCGAUGUAUGGAUGGGGAACAAUCGAGGAAAUACUUAUUCUAGAAAACAUUUGAAAUAUAGCGCCAGAAAUCGGCAAUAUUGGCAUUUCACUUGGAGCGAAAUGGCGAAAUACGAUAUGCUUGCAAUGAUUAACGGUGUCUUGAAGUGGACAAACCGUUCUCAUCUGUAUUAUGUUGGUCAUUCUCAGGGCACGCUUACCAUGUUCACAAAGCUUUCAGAGGACGAACAUUUAAAUAAAAAGGUGAAGAUAUUUUUUGCACUUGCACCUGUCGGAACUAUAGCUCAUGUCAAAGGCUUAUUUUCAGUCCUUGGAAAUUCCAUGUAUCGACAGUUUCAGAUUUUUUCACUGUUAUUCGGUGAUACCGAAUUUCUGCCAAAUAACUUCAUCACUCGCUUAAUAACUAAGUUCAUAUGUGGAAUCGCUUCAAAGAAACCUUUGUGUGAAAAUUUUAUUUUUAUGCUUAGCGGUCCAGAUAGUCACCAACUUAAUAAGUCAAGAAUUGGAGUUUAUUUAAGUCAUAAUCCAGCGGGCACGUCGACUAGAAAUAUGUGGCACAUAGCACAGAUGGUGCGACAUGGAAAACAUAGUGCCUUCGAUUAUAUAUUUCCAGCCCUCAAUAAAAAAUUCUACGGAACGUCUGAGCCACCUACUUAUAACAUUUCUACUAUAACAACAGAAAUGCAUCUUUACUACAGUGAUGAAGACUGGAUAUCCACUGGAACAGAUGUCCGAAAUUAUUUAUUGACCAAUCUUCCUUCCGCUUAUUUAAAAUCGGUCAACAAAUUGAAAGACUUCAACCAUAAUGAUUUCUUAUGGGGUUGGAGAGCCCCAAAAGAAAUUUAUCUUCCCAUAGCGAAACAAAUUUGGUCGGACUAUUCGAAAAAUAAUGGUACAGCUGAAGAAAACUGCAAUAAAAUCGUUCAACUGACCGAUAACCAUUGA
Dracunculus medinensis (Guinea worm) is the source of this 1239-nucleotide messenger RNA. NCBI's taxonomy places the organism in Eukaryota, Metazoa, Nematoda, Chromadorea, Rhabditida, Dracunculidae. The record is from the annotation of a GenBank genome assembly.